Molecule: messenger RNA, 5234 nt
Organism: Mandrillus leucophaeus (drill)
Lineage: Eukaryota; Metazoa; Chordata; Mammalia; Primates; Cercopithecidae
Gene: ZMYM6
Product: zinc finger, MYM-type 6
Exons: 16
Coding region: 308-4285 (1325 amino acids)
Molecular function (GO): zinc ion binding
Source: RefSeq, a predicted model, not a curated record
AUAACUGAGGAAAGAGGAAUGCUGGGAAGUUCUCCUCAGCUCAGGUCCGGAGCCUGACGGGAAAAGAGGGCGGAGACUAGGCCUGCGCACGCGUGGUUGGCCGGCUGCUGCGUUGUGAUGGAUCAGGCGGAAUUCCAGAAGAGAAACUAAUCCUUGUCUAGGCGCAGAGGGCUUGGUUCAUAUUCGCAAAUUCCCCGUCCGGUGCUCUUCCGGUAGCAGGGAGGCGACAGAAGGUGUCCAGCUAUCCAUUACCAAGAAGAAAUCUAUUCGUUUGAGCCUGAAGAACUCUUUGAGGUAAAAAAUUAGAAUGAAAGAACCUUUGGAUGGUGAAUGUGGCAAAGCAGUGGUACCACAGCAGGAGCUUCUGGACAAAAUUAAAGAAGAACCAGACAAUGUUCAAGAGUAUGGAAGUGCCCAACAGCCAAAAAUUCAAGAAAGUGAAUUGAAAAUUAGUGGUGUGUUUUCAGUUAAUGAGAGACCUCUUGCCCAGCAAUUGAACCCAGGCUUUCAGCUUUCUUUUACAUCAUCUGGCCCAAGUGUAUUGCUUCCUUCAGUUCCAGCUGUUGCUAUUAAGGUUUUUUGUUCUGGUUGUAAAAAAAUGCUUUAUAAGGGCCAAACUGCAUAUCAUAAGACAGGAUCUACUCAGCUCUUCUGCUCCACACGAUGCAUCACCAGACAUUCUUCACCUGCCUGCCUGCCACCUCCUCCCAAGAAAACCUGCACAAACUGCUCGAAAGACAUUUUAAAUCCUAAGGAUGUGAUCACAACUCGCUUUGAGAAUUCCUCUCCUAGCAAAGAUUUCUGCAGCCAAUCAUGCUUGUCGUCUUAUGAGCUAAAGAAAAAACCUGUUGUUACCAUAUAUACCAAAAGCAUUUCAACUAAGUGCAGUAUGUGUCAGAAGAAUGCUGAUACCCGAUUUGAAGUUAAAUAUCAAAAUGUGGUACAUGGUCUUUGUAGUGAUGCCUGUUUUUCAAAAUUUCACUCUACAUACAACCUCACCAUGAACUGUUGUGAGAACUGUGGGAGCUAUUGCUAUAGUAGCUCUGGUCCUUGCCAAUCCCAGAAGGUUUUUAGUUCAACAAGUGUCACGGCAUACAAGCAGAAUUCAGCCCAGAUUCCUCCAUAUGCCCUGGGGAAGUCAUUGAGGCCCUCAGCUGAAAUGAUUGAGACUACAAAUGAUUCAGGAAAAACAGAGCUUUUCUGCUCUAUUAAUUGCUUAUCUGCUUACAGAGUUAAGACUGUUACUUCUUCAGGUGUCCAGGUUUCGUGUCAUAGUUGUAAAACCUCAGCAAUCCCUCAGUAUCACCUAGCCAUGUCAAAUGGAACUAUAUACAGCUUCUGCAGCUCCAGUUGUGUGGUCGCUUUCCAGAAUGUAUUUAACAAGCCAAAAGGAACAAACUCUUCAGCGAUGCCCCUGUCUCAGGGCCAAGUGGUUGUAAGCCCGCCCUCCUCCAGGUCAGCAGUGUCAACAGGAGGAGGUAACACCUCUGCCGUUUCCUCCAGCUCCAUCCGUGGCUCUGCUGCAGCCAGCCUCCAACCUCUUGCUGAACAAUCCCAGCAAGUUGCUUUAACCCAUACAGUUGUUAAACUCAAGUGUCAGCACUGUAAUCAUCUGUUUGCCACAAAACCAGAACUUCUUUUCUACAAGGGUAAAAUGUUUCUGUUUUGUGGCAAGAAUUGCUCUGAUGAAUACAAGAAGAAAAAUAAAGUUGUGGCAAUGUGUGACUACUGUAAACUGCAGAAAAUUAUUAAGGAGACUGUGCGAUUCUCAGGGGUUGACAAGCCAUUCUGUAGUGAAGUUUGCAAAUUCCUAUCUGCCCGUGACUUUGGAGAACGAUGGGGAAACUACUGUAAGAUGUGCAGCUAUUGUUCACAGACAUCCCCAAAUUUGGUAGAAAACCGAUUGGAGGGCAAGUUAGAAGAGUUUUGUUGUGAAGAUUGUAUGUCCAAAUUUACGGUUCUGUUUUAUCAGAUGGCCAAGUGUGAUGGUUGUAAACGACAGGGUAAACUAAGUGAGUCCAUAAAGUGGCGAGGCAACAUUAAACAUUUCUGUAACCUAUUUUGUGUCUUGGAGUUUUGUCAUCAGCAAAUUAUGAAUGACUCUCUUCCACAAAAUAAAGUAAAUAUUUCUAAAGCGAAAACUGCUGUGAUGGAGCUCUCUUCUGCAAGGACAGAUACAACACCAGUUAUAACCAGUGUGGUGUCAUUGGCAAAAAUACCUGCUGCCUUAUCUACAGGGAACACUAACAGUGUUUCAAAAGGUGCAGUUUCUAAAGAGGCAGCAAAGAUCAUUCAAGAUGAAAGUACACAGGCAGAUGCCAUGAAAUUUCCAUCUUCCCAAUCUUCCCAGCCUUCUAGGCUUUUAAAGAACAAAGGCAUAUCUUGCAAACCCGUCACACAGACCAAGGCCACUUCUUGCAAACCACAUACACAGCACAAAGAAUGUCAGACAGAUUUACCUAUGCCUAAUGAAAAAAAUGAUGCAGAACUUGAUUCUCCACCUUCAAAGAAAAAAAGAUUAGGUUUUUUCCAGACUUACGAUACAGAAUAUUUAAAAGUUGGUUUUAUUAUGUGUCCUGGAUCAAAAGAAAGUUCACCAAGGCCACAGUGUGUCAUUUGUGGAGAGAUCUUAUCCAGUGAAAACAUGAAGCCAGCAAAUCUUUCUCAUCAUUUGAAGACAAAACAUUCAGAAUUAGAAAACAAACCAGUAGAUUUUUUUGAACAAAAAUCUCUAGAAAUGGAAUGUCAAAAUAGUUCUAUAAAAAAGUGUUUACUAGUUGAAAAGUCACUUGUGAAAGCUUCUUAUUUAAUUGCUUUCCAAACUGCUGCAAGCAAGAAGCCAUUCUCCAUUGCUGAAGAAUUAAUUAAACCAUAUUUAGUAGAAAUGUGUUCAGAAGUUUUGGGUUCAAGUGCUGGAGACAAAAUGAAAACUAUCCCACUUUCUAAUGUUACAAUUCAACACAGGAUUGACGAACUAUCUGCAGACAUUGAAGACCAGCUGAUUCAAAAGGUCAGAGAGUCAAAGUGGUUUGCCCUGCAGAUAGAUGAGUCAUCAGAAAUCUCAGAUAUCACACUUCUUUUGUGCUAUAUUCGUUUCAUUGAUUAUGAUUGUCGUGAUGUAAAAGAAGAAUUAUUAUUUUGCAUUGAAAUGCCUACUCGAAUAACUGGUUUUGAAAUAUUUGAACUAAUAAAUAAAUAUAUUGAUAGUAAAUCUCUGAAUUGGAAACAUUGUGUUGGUCUCUGUACCGAUGGGGCUGCAAGCAUGACUGGCAGGUAUUCUGGUUUAAAAGCAAAAAUUCAAGAAGUUGCCAUGAAUACAGCAGCAUUUACACAUUGUUUUAUUCACCGUGAACGUUUAGUGGCAGAAAAGUUGUCUCCAUGUUUACAUAAAAUUCUUUUGCAGUCAGCACAAAUUCUAAGUUUUAUAAAGAGCAAUGCAUUGAAUUCACGUAUGUUAACAAUUUUGUGUGAAGAGAUGGGAUCUGAGCAUGUGAGUUUACCGCUUCAUGCUGAAGUACGUUGGAUAUCAAGAGGGAGAAUGUUAAAAAGAUUAUUUGAAUUACGACAUGAGAUUGAAAUAUUUUUAAGUCAAAAGCAUUCAGAUUUGACCAAGUAUUUUCAUGAUGAGGAAUGGGUUGCAAAGCUGGCCUACUUAUCAGAUAUAUUUUCACUUAUAAAUGAAUUAAAUUUAAGUCUCCAAGGAACUUUGACUACUUUCUUCAAUUUGUGUAAUAAAAUUGAUGUAUUUAAGAGAAAGUUAAAAAUGUGGUUGAAGCGCACACAAGAGAAUGACUAUGACAUGUUCCCUUCAUUUUCUGAAUUCUCAAAUUCAUCAGGCUUAAAUAUGACAGAGAUCACAAGGAUUAUUUUUGAGCACCUGGAAGGACUUUCUCAAGUGUUCAGUGACUGUUUUCCACCAGAACAAGACUUGCGUUCAGGAAAUUUGUGGAUAAUUAACCCUUUUAUGAAUCACCAAAAUAAUAAUCUCACCGACUUCGAAGAAGAAAAGCUAACACAGCUAUCUUCAGAUUUAGGAUUACAAUCAGUAUUUAAAUCAGUGUCUGUAACUCAGUUUUGGAUAAAUGCAAAGACAAGUUACCCAGAACUCCAUGAAAGGGCAAUGAAAUUUUUAUUACCCUUUUCAACUGUUUAUUUAUGUGAUGCUGCCUUUUCAGCUUUGACUGAGUCAAAACAAAGAAAUCUGUUGGUUUCUGGCCCUGCCCUAAGACUUGCAGUCACAUCUUUAAUUCCAAGGAUAGAAAAAUUAAUGAAGGAAAAAGAGUAGCAAUAUGCACAUUGCUUAAUAGCGAAGUCAAUAAUCUUGUGUUUUGUAUAAGUAUCCUAAAAGAUAAUUUCCUAAUGUGGAUUUGUGUUUUCAGUGAUUAAAUGUUUUAAUAAUUUUUCCCUUUUUGUUGAGGAAUUUAAUAAUUAUGAUUUUUAUAAGUAAUUAUGUAUAAUUAUAAUCCAGGGUAGAAAAUUUAGUUAUUUCAUUAAAUUUGGAUUAGUGACAAAGACUGAAGGUAAUGAGAGGCCCAGUUUAUAAUGUAACAGCACAACCUGAAUGUUGAAACAGCUUGGCCUUUAGAAGCGAGUGGAACAUUUCAGUCUUCCAGCCAACCAGCUACUUACCCCAGCAAGGUUGUGAGUAGGUGGAAAAGAUGGAUCUUUUUUUUUUUUUCUUUUUUUUUGAGAUGGAGUUUUGCUCUUGUUGCCCAGGCUGGAGUGCAAUGGCGUGAUCUCGGCUCACUGGAACCUCUGCCUUCUGGGUUCAAACAAUUCUCCUGCCUUGGCCUUCUGGGUAGCUGGGGUUACAAGGCAUGUGCCAUUACACCUGUCUGUUGUAUUUUUCUAGUAGAGAUGGGGUUUUACCAUGUUGGUCAGGCUGGUCUCGAACUCCUGACCUCAAGUGAUCCACCUGCCUCGGCCUCCCAAAGUGCUGGGAUUACAAGUAUGAGCCACUAUGCCCAGCUGGAAAAAGACAGAUCUAAGCAGCUUGGGUAACUAUAAAUGGAAGCAGUAGGGGGGUUUGAGACCCCUGCUUGGGGGCUUUCUGGCCUAAUAUACCAGAGCUUAGCAAACUUUUUAAAUAAAGAGCCAGAUAGUAAAUAUUUUCAGCUUUGCAGGCCAUACUGUCACAGCUACUCAAUUCUGCAGUUGCAGUGCAAAAGCAGCCACAGACAAUAUGCAGAUGAGUGUGGCUGUGUUUAAAUAAAACUUAUUCAUGAGCACUGAAA